This is a messenger RNA of Strongylocentrotus purpuratus (purple sea urchin), 5732 nucleotides long. It is a transcript of the gene rilpl1, whose product is annotated as RILP-like protein 1. Gene Ontology annotation, molecular function: protein dimerization activity. The transcript is spliced from 7 exons. NCBI's taxonomy places the organism in Eukaryota, Metazoa, Echinodermata, Echinoidea, Camarodonta, Strongylocentrotidae. The record is from RefSeq and is a predicted model, not a curated record. Bases 527 to 2050 code for a protein of 507 amino acids.
UGAUGCGUGCACUGACUAUUAUGCACCCAAAAUAUUGUACGAAGCCCAUUUCCAAUCCACGACGCACACACGUUUGCAAACCUAUUUUCGGGAUCAAGAUCGGGAGGCUGUGGUGUUAUUUCAUUUUUUAACGGGACUUAAGUAGUGAAGUGACAGCUUUGAUUUUGGAUCCUUUCCAGUUUCUACAAAGUUUUUCUUCAUACAAAACUUAUGCUACCACCACCAGUGCAGUAUCACCAGUGUACCAAUGGAAGCGCGGCCGCUCUUCGACGGUACACUGCACUACGUGUAGCGCUUGCACACAAAUAAUUAAGUUACACGAAUGCUCGGAGGAUUAACAGUACAAACUGGACUGCAGUCGACCAUUUGAUAAUUUUGGCAAGGAGCCUAAAGUUCUUGGUUUUGCAAGCGAGAGCCCAGUUUCUCUGAUAAUGUACAACGCCAAUAGAUUCCAGCAAUACUUAGUUUCUCGUCUCAAUUAAAACUGAAAAUUUUCUUUUUGUGAUUAACAAGUUUGAAACCAAUCAUGACGACGGAGAUUUUAGACAACAAUAAUACGGGGGAGAUGACCGUGUUGAAGGUGUACGAACUAGCCGCAGAUGCCGGGAGAGAAUGCCAACAGCUGAUUGAACAGUUUGGGCAAGAGAGUGCGAGUAAUGUUACACUAAAAAUCAUUUCCAUCUUGGAACACUUGGAACUUCUAGUAAAUGAGAAGACAGAGUUGGAGAAGAAAGUUAGCAAAUUGAAUGAAAACCUUGUCACCUGCCAGAAUGAACUAUCGAGAAAGACAGAAGAAAAUGCUCAUUUACUAAUUGAUCUCCAUAAGAUGGAAGACCAGCACCUUGAAGAUUUAGAGCAGUGGAAAGAAUUCCUGAGUGAGGCCCGGAGAAAGAACAAGGAGCUCAAGAAACAACUUAAUGAGAAGGAAGGGCAGGUCAAACAAGAAAAAGUUAUGGAGCAAGAGACAUUGAAGGUGUUACUGAAGCUAAAAGAGACGGUGGACAAACAGAGAGAUACGAUCCGAGCGCAGGAUAAUGAUCUCAGGUCUAAGAACCAGGAUGUGGAAGCAUUGCAGCAACAAGCUGAUAGACUUGUCAAAGUGAACAGCAACCUGCGGCGGAAACACGAGCUAGUUGAGAGCCACUCUCGGAACCUGAUCCGACAAAAGUCCACUCUACAGGUUGAUGUGAUGAGACUGAAUAAGAACCUGAUAGAGCAGAAGACUAUGACAGAGAUAGAUGAAGCUGAUGGCACCAUGAAGGACAAUCCUGAGGUUGACAAUAAAGAAGGGGAGAAUAAGAUGGCUGGUGACCUCUCUCAUGACCCCAACCGACCUCGCUUCACUCUGAACGAACUCAGGAAGGUCUUGAUUGAGAGGGAUGAGAUGCAUCUUAAAGUAGUGGCCUUGGAAGAAGAACUGGAAACAUACAGAGCUGAAGAAGACCAGACAGGGUCCUCUGCAAAUACUUCCUCUCCUUGUCAACAAGAAGAAAACUCUGGCAAAAACAAGCCAUCAGGAAUCAGAAAAUUCUUUGCAAAUCUGUUCAAAGGAAAAGACAAAACAGAUGUAGAGGAAGAGUUGAAAAAAUGGGAAUUGCUAGACCUCGAGCAAGAGGAUUUCAUCUCGUCUACCGAAGAUCCUCUCACCCAAUCUGUCCAAUCAGAAACAGCUAUGCCCACCACAAGAGGGAGCCCUAACACAUAUACUGAGAGAUCUAGACGACACUCUGACAUCACACCAAGCAGCAAUAAUAACAAUGAGGCUCCCGUCCCAGGCAAGAAAAAUGACAGUUGGUUUUUUGGAUCUAAAUCGCGAUCUCCCAGCAAGCCCAAAGAGAUGGUUGAUAUGACAUCACCUAAGGCUUCUUCAUCACCCAGACGGUCAAGAUCAUCAUCACCGAGUGAUCUACCGUUGCCAAGGGCAACCCCUCCACCUGUCAGACCCAGUAAAAAUGAGGAUGAGAGUGAGGAUAGAGAAGGUGUCUCAAACACCUUUUCUCUUGAUACAAAUAUCAUGCCCAUACAAGCCUUGAUGUACCCUAAUUUCUAAGUAUCCCUAACUUCCUAAGUUGAUCAAAGACAUUCUGUUCCGUUUAUUUCUCAUUUCUAUUAAACAUGUACUACGAAGAUACAAUAUAGAAUUGUAUUCAUGUUUAUAAUGCAGGAAAUUGCCUGUUGUAACUUUAACAAAUGCAAAUUUUCAGUAAACCUGUAUUGUCCCAACUGAUUAUAUAAACUCUAUUGCUAUUGUGGCAGAAGGGUGCUAAUUUAGUAUCUUGUUAGAGAUAAUGCUCUUCUUGUUCUCUAGAUCCAUACUGCAGUAGGUCUUCCAGCCAUGAGUGAAAGAACAUUGUAGAACUCAUUUGAAUGUAAGUCUUUGACCUGGAGAGGACCUCAUAUAGCAUAUACAAACUAAAUAACAUUAUAUGGAGUUUAUAUAUCUGUAUUCAUAACUAAACUAACCUGUCCAGGGCUUAUGAAUAAUGCUCUCAGUAUAACACGGCUUCUAGGAAUUCCCAACUUAUUUCAUUAGAGUCAGAAGGGCAUUAACUUUACCUAGGUGAUAUGAGUUAAUACCAUUCUGGCUCUCUAUAGAUGAUCUUAACCCAUUACAUGUUGGAACCAAGUGGUAUGUGUACUAGCCUAUGGCAAUGAGUGAAUUCAGGAGUCAGGGGGUUAGAUAGUUGUAUCCUUUUAUUGUGUGAAAGGAGAAUUAAAUAUACCAAUUUGUUUUUGUGUAUACAUUAAUGUGUUUGUGUAGUGCAACAAGUAUCUUUGUACCCAGUUAACACCCUUUGGGUUCUUCUCAGAUGAGAAAUGGAACUCAAGUCUUUUUCCUGUCAUAGACUGCUUUGCCAUUUGAUGUACAAUGCGCAUUUGUAAGUCAAAUUUAUUCCUUGAAAUGCGCCGUAUGCUGACUACAGCUGCCGGAGCUAAAGCUUGGGUAAUAAUAUCUAAUCUUCUUUGCAUAGUGCUUCAGGAAGUUACGUCAUAGUGAGAUAUGCUCCAGACAAGAAUGGUUAAUUCUUAUUAUAAUUGUCAGCUGGAAGCGUUUCUUGAAGGAAAGAAUAUUUAAAUUGUUAUAUCUUGUGAAUUUUUUUCCAUGAAAAUUAUGAUUCAUCCAAUAUAAUAAAAAUUAUAGCAAAUUAUAAAUCAAUUACUGAAAAAUUACUGGAAGUGAUUGAUUUAUAGUUCGCUAUGGUCUCAUGAAAAUUGUAAUUUGUGUAUAUAUUUCCUUGCCAGAAUUGGACAUGAAUUUCAGUUGUUUCAAUUAGAAAACUUGUCUACUAGUGUACUUAGCUUUUGUUUAUUCCUGAAAUAUCUUAUAUAUCUAGAUGCAAUAUAAUGUUCUAACUUAACCUUUAUGCUUGAAAUGUUGGCAUUGUUAUAUAGCUAAUAUCUUUCUUCUAGAGUUCCAUAGACUAAAUUAUAAAUAAAAAAACUGGUAAUAUGGUGAGCAAGUCUGCAAGCAAUUUCAGUCUUCACAAUUUUUGGUGUUCUCUGAUGCUCGUUUAAUAUAUGUGUAUUAUCAUAUAUGUCCUGAAUAAGAAAUAUACAGGUGCUCGUUCAGUUGCGAGGAUUUUUGAUCAGGUUUCUAUUUUUCAGGUUAAAUGUGAAUGUGUAUUACUUGAAGAGAAGUAUCAAGCUUUUGAUUUACUACGUUAAAUUCACACCCACAAAGAUGUGUUAUAAGAAGGAAGGUGAUGUAAAUGGGUACCUGGCAGGAAUUAAUUCUUUGGAAAGAUAAUGGUAGGUAAUGGCAGCACAGCUAAAGCCAGGGUAAUAAUCUCCAAGUUUGGAAGUGCUUAGUGAUUGUAUUAAGUGCUAUUUAAAAACUGAGUAUUAUUAUUAUUAUGAUAAAUGGCGUGCAUUCAAACAUUGUGAACACAUCUCCUGAAUGUAUUUUAUCAUUGAAAUGUCAUGCCUUUUAAUAAUACAACUUAUGAAUUUAAUUGGUUCAAGUUGUGUAGACUUCUGAAGAUUUUACUUGAUCGCAGAACUAAAUUUUCUUUACUGAAUACUGAUGCAUAGUACCAAUAUUUGUGUAAAAUUGAAUGAAUUGAAUGAAUUGAAUGAAUGGAUGAAUUGAGCAAGAUCUAAAUAAUUUGUACCAUUUUUUUCUAAUGUUAAAUAUCUAAAGGCAUGACAGUGAUACUAAGUUAAACAGGUCACUUUCUUUUUACAGUGUACAGCCUUGUCUUUUUAUUAAAAUAUACACAAACUUGUCAACCCUGCAACCUUUUUUCAAAGUGAAUAUGACUCAUAAGAAAAAUAUGGUCUGAAAUUAAAAAGUUCAAUGCCAAGGCAAUUGCCUUUUUAUCCAUAAUAAUGUUUUGAUUUACCAGUUUGCAGAUUUCUUUCUUUUUAUAGGCUGAUAGUUAAGGAGCAGAUGACAUUCAAAGAGUUCCCUAUAGUGUUUCACUGCUUCAGAUUAUAUAUAUAUAUAUAUAUAUAUAUAUAUAUAUAAUUUUCAACCAAGUAAAUACAUUGUUGCAAUGUGCCAUAUACAAUUGACCAAAGAAUAGUAUGGUAUUGAAAUUAUUGAACUAAAAGAGUUUCUCAUUAUAUUUCCAUCAGUUAUGAAAACUUCAUUUAUAUCAUUUUAUAUACAGGGAAGUAGCAUUACAAUUGUGUAUUUCAUCUUUCUGUGGUGCAUAUAAAGUAUAUCAAAUCAUAUUUGGAAUUGGCUUUUGAUAAAAACAAGGAAGUGCCUCAUUUUAUAGUUGAAAAGUGAUUUAAGAAAAAAAAAAAAAAAAACAGAAAUAUCAGGGCAGACCUCUUCUAUUUCAAACAAAGAAACCGGGUGCUAAAUAUUUGUAAGCGUGGUGAUUCAUUGUGCUGUGUGGUAUGGAAACAAUGAUCCAGAGGUUCACAAUGUACAGUACAAGUAUAUUUAUAGAAUGCUGUAACAGUACUUUUGAGGUGAACAUAUGCUUUUUUAGCUGUUCUUUUUCAAUUUUUGCCAGGUGCCUAGGAUUUUACCCCAAACAUAAUUGAAUUUUCAAAUUUGGUCAUUUAACUGUAGCAAAAGAAAAGAAAAACACAAAAUUUUAGAAGAAAACCAAUUGCUAUAUCUGUAAUUCAUAAAUAGACCUUUCAUAUUAAUGAAAUAAAUUUCAAUAGAAAAUGACCAACAAAUUCUAGAAGGAAGUGGUUUAUAUUAAAUCAUUUAUCAUUUUAAAGUUGCAUCUACAUUUUGAAUUCAGUACAGAUGUGUUUUAAAUACAUUGCAAAAAUGGAAAUGACUUCAUUCAAGUUAACCUUGCCAUGAACUUGGGGAUGUUAGUAUUCACAAAUUGGUUUAGAGUUAGAAUAUGAUAUCGCAAGCCUUCCCCGAAUUCAGUAUAUUAAAUUUCCAAAGAAGCUUUCAAUUUUAAGACAUUUUAGAUGAUUAUACAUUAUAUCCUACCUGUGUGUAUAUUCUAAUGUUCUAAUCAAUCACAUAUUGAAUGUACAAAGAUAUCAAAGAUAAUAUUGUUGUAAUUACUGCUAUUAUGCUGGCAAUCUCUUCACUAAUACAUUAAUUCAUGAACACAUUUUAUGCAAAACUACGAUUUCAACUCUUCCACUCCUUCAACAUGUGUUUGAAUGAGGGUUAUAUGCACGUUGCUACUUGUGUGAACAAGAGAUUCAAAUUAUAUUUCAACUUGUAUUUUAUUACUCGUUUUGAUGCUUUUUAUACCAUGAUUUUCAAAAUAAUAAAGGCCUAUUUUCUAGCCUUAUCAUAAAAU